Messenger RNA from Mizuhopecten yessoensis (Yesso scallop), 4620 nucleotides. RefSeq names its product CD109 antigen-like. Lineage: Eukaryota; Metazoa; Mollusca; Bivalvia; Pectinida; Pectinidae. Gene Ontology annotation, cellular component: extracellular region. Gene Ontology annotation, molecular function: endopeptidase inhibitor activity. The coding region runs from base 44 to 4510 and encodes 1488 amino acids. The record is from RefSeq and is a predicted model, not a curated record. The transcript has 36 exons.
CAGCUUUUCCCUGGUCAUCCAGAGGGAAUACCUCACAGAUAAAAUGCUUUGGGCCGGUUUAAUAACCCUAUUGCUGGGGCUAGCUGCGGCUAAAGACACUUAUGUCGUUAUUACGCCUAAAGACGUCCGCCCGGGAGUGCCCCUGAACAUCAGUGUCAAUAUUCUACACGCGACUGGCGAUGUGCACGUCACAGCUAAACUCAUCCAUGUGACCGACAAAUCGGUGAAAGCCUCUUCGUCUGCAACUUUCCAACAACAUGUCCCUGACACCAUGCGAAUUAUGGUCCCAGAUACGAUUCCAAGCGGGACGUACCAGCUUACAGUUGAAGGUUCCAAUGGUCUCACUUUCACAGACAAAACAAAUCUUCAUUACGCUUCCAAGGGCAUGUCUAUCUUUAUACAGACGGAUAAAGCCAUGUACAAACCUGGCCAAACAGUCAAUUUCCGAACAUUCGCCAUUUAUCCCAAUUUGACAGUUUACAGUGGGCCCAUGGACAUUGAGAUUUACGAUCCCAACAGCAAUAAAAUUAAGCAAUGGUUUGGACUGAAAGACGCCAGCGGGGUACUUACUAAUUUUAUGGCAAUGGACACGAAACCGGUACUGGGAGACUGGAAAAUCCGUGUCAAGACACACGGUUUGACCAAAGACAAGAUGUUUACAGUUGCUCACUAUGUCUUACCGAAAUUCGAAGUGACCGUUGACUUGCCGUCGUACGAUUUGACGUCAGCAACAGACAUUAAAGGAACUGUGAAGGCAAAGUAUACCUAUGGAAAACCGGUGAAUGGAACUGUGAAAAUCCGAGCCCACGUUGACUUUUACCAAUCUCAAUACUAUCAUCCGGAACCUAUCCCAACCAUCGAACUGACAAUGGACAUCAACGGGGAGGCCAAGUUUACACUGCCUGUGUCGGGACUGACCAGUCACACCUACUAUACCUCACUGAACGGCCAUAACGUCGUGGUAGAGGCCAACGUUACAGAGAGUCUUACACAGAUUACUCUCGACGGGACUAGUAAGAUGCAUUUCUACACCCACGCCGAGAAGAUAGAACUUCUUCCGUCCAACCCUACAACAUUUAAGCCUGGUCUUCAGUACAUCGCUUAUGCCAAAGUGGUCCAACAAGAUGACAUGCCAUUGGCCGCGGGCUCAAGCAAGUCGUUGAUCGUACAUACGAGCGUAACAGCCAACCUGCCUGAGACAACUACACCUAUGUAUUAUUAUGGUCCACGAACCAUGAACUAUCAACUGCCUGAUCAGAGUUUCACUCUCACAGAUACAGGACUUGUCCAGGCUAAGAUCGACAUUCCACACAAUGCAACCAGUAUUUCUCUAAACUUUAAGUAUGGCCAAAUUACUCAAUAUAAAUCCGUGCAAAGGAGCUAUUCUCCUUCGGACAGCUUCAUGCAGAUAUUCCUGGAGUCAAAUAACUUACAGGCUGGCCAUGACAAAGUAGUGGAUUUCCGAGUAGUGUCCACCUCACCAAUCGACAAGUUAAUUUAUCAGGUGCUUGGCCGAGGCAGUAUCGCAGUGUCAGGAUCUAUAAAUGGCAACAACGCAAAAGCAUUCCAAUUCCACGUCCCACUGAAUGCUAAGAUGGCACCAAAUGCGAGAAUCGUUGCGUACUACGUCAGAGCUGAUGGAGAAAUCGUCACAGACAGCAUAAGCUUUGACGUUUCUGGAACUUUUGAAAACGAGGUAUCCAUUCGGUUCGACAAAACGAAAGCCCAGCCUGGUGAAGGAAUCAAUGUUGACGUUACAGCUGAUCCUAACUCCAUCGUCAACCUUUUAGCCGUAGAUCAGAGUGUGCUUCUCCUUAAGAGCGGAAAUGACAUCACGCCUGCAGAGGUCGUUGAUGAACUGAAGUCGUAUGACACCAUUGUACAUUCCAACAAUGGCGGCCCCAUAUUCCUCGGAGGGGGGGGAUUUGGAGGGGGCGGAAUCAUGCCUGAGCCUAUGCCUGUGGGAAGGAAGAAGCGUAUGAUAUGGUGGCCUUUCACAACUUAUUAUGGAGGAUCGGACGCCGAACAAAUUUUCCAGAACGCCGGAGUAAAUGUUAUGACUGAUGCGCUAGUAUAUCACCAUGUGGAGCCGCAUAUAUACUUGCCAUCGUUCCACCAACAUCAUGGAUUUCUCGGUGGAUUUGGAGGAUUGGAGAGCAUCCACGCCUUAGCUGGUGUCUCGUCCGCGGUUAGCAGUAUUGGUAUGGUGCCGGGGGCUGGAAGUGUGGCUAUUCCAUCGAAUCCUCAACCACAACCGCCACAUGUAGAUAACCAUGCAUCGCAGGAUCUUAAAGAACCAGCACGUGUGCGCCUCGUAUUUCCAGAAACGUGGCUUUGGACAAAUCAAACUAUCGGACCUGACGGCCACGUGACCAUUGCUGCCACAAUCCCGGAUACGAUUACGUCAUGGGUUGCCAGUGCCUUUGCUGUCCACGCCACCAGUGGCCUCGGAAUCGCCCCAACAAGCGCCAAGGUUGAAGCCUUCAGACCAUUCUUUGUCAGCCUGACAUUGCCUUAUUCAGUUGUGAGAGGAGAACAACUCGUACUGCAGGCCAAUGUUUUCAACUAUAUGACUAUGGAUAUGGACGUUGUUGUCACAUUAGAAAAGAAUGAUGAUCUGGUAAAUGUCGUAUUCAAUACACAUGGCACAGAGUCCUACAUCGCCCAGACAACAACAAAGACUGUUCACGUAACAGCUGGUGGAACAAAAUCUGUGUUUUUCCCUGUGGUUCCUGCCGGCCUUGGUUCUGUCAGUAUUAACGUGAAGGCCCAGUCUACGUUGGCCGCCGACGCUGUUAGGCGACAACUCCUUAUUGAGGCUGAAGGUGUCCCGAAAGAGUACAAUAUACCGAUGCUUGUUGACCUGAAACACAACACCAACUUCGCGGAGACAGUUGAUGUCACAUUACCUGCUGGGGUCGUCGCCGGAUCACAUCGAGUGCAUGUUUCGGCUAUCGGUGACUUAAUGGGACCAACGGUCAAUGGGCUAGACAAACUUUUGCGCAUGCCAACCGGAUGUGGAGAACAGACGAUGUUAGGUUUCGCACCUGAUGUGUUUGUAACUAACUAUCUCACCGAUACCCACCAGUUGACAUCAAGUGUCGAGGAGAAAGCGAUCAACUUUAUGGAGAAAGGAUACCAAAGAGAACUAACUUUCCAGCACUGGGAUGGAUCAUUCAGUGCUUUCGGAGACAGGGACCCAUCGGGUAGCAUGUGGCUAACGGCUUUUGUUGCGAAGUCAUUCCACCAGGCGAAACGUCAUGUCUUUAUCGAUGAUGAAACUCUAACCAGAGCUAUUGAUUGGAUGAUAAACCGCCAGGCAGCAAAUGGUUCCUUCCCAGAACCUGGUCGUAUCAUUCAUAAGAACAUGCAGGGUGGAUCUGCCUCCGGUGCUUCUUUGACCGCCUUCGUCCUUAUCGCCUUACUGGAAAACAGUGACCUGCAAGGAGGUGUGCACCUGAGGAUACAAUCAGCAGCCAAUAAAGCCCAGACAUACCUGGAGGGAGAGGUAUCCGCCAUGACAGACCCCUACGGCCUAUCCAUUUGCAGCUACGCAUUGACUUUAGCAAGAAGUCAUUCCUCCGCAACAACCUUCCAUAAACUCAUGGCCACAGCAGUUACUAAAGACGGUAUGACCCACUGGCAUGAACCAGAAUCAGCCUCAUCCUCAACCGGCCACUACUGGUCCCCACCCCAUCAGCAAUCCAAGCCAGUGGAUAUUGAGAUGACGUCAUAUGGCCUAAUGGUGUUUGCUCACAACGGUCAGUUUACUGAAGGGCUUCCUUUCAUGAAAUGGAUCACAAAGCAGAGGAAUCCCAAUGGAGGCUUUUCUUCAACUCAGGAUACCGUAUUAGCACUACAGUCCUUGUCCGAGUUCGCUCGUAUCGGAUAUUCUGAACACUUCAACAUGCAAAUCGGAAUCACAGCUGGACAAACUACUCACAAGUUUAACGUCACCAGACAGAAUGCAUUGGUACUUCAAUCAUUGGAACUCCCAUCCAUACCAAGCCACGUAACUGUUACAGGAACCGGAAGUGGAAUGGGCCUAGUCGAGGUAUCUGUAUUCUUUAAUGUUGAGCAAGAGGUCGAACAGCCAUCAUUUGAAGUUGAUGUUACGAUUAUCGAAGAAACAAUCAACUCCCUAAAAGUCCGAUCCUGUACAAAGUGGCUGAAAACUGGAGCCAGUGGAAUGGCCGUGCAGGAAGUUGGCGUGCCGACCGGUUUCGCCCCUGAUGUUGAAAGCAUAGGGAAAAUGGCCACCCUGAAGAAGACUGAGACGGAGAAUCGCAAGGUCAUUUUGUACUUUGACGAGAUUACCACGACCCCCCUGUGUGUAACUAUGGACGCCUUCAGGACGGACAAAGUUGCAAAGUCGCAGCCGGCUCCUAUCAGAGUCUAUGACUACUAUGAGCCAAGUAACCAAGUGACGAAGUUCUACCAAUCCAUAGUGCUGAAGAACUCUGGUGUCUGUGAUGUCUGUAAUGAAUGUGGCUGUCAUGGACAACAUUAGACUGAAAUAAUGAAAAACGGCCAAAGUUAGUUCUGCACGAAUUUUUUAUAUCUUAUGUAUACAUUACUUUUUGUAUUGUUCUCUCUGUAAAUAAAAGAAAUGAUUUUUGA